Molecule: messenger RNA, 1149 nt
Organism: Musa acuminata AAA Group (dessert banana)
Lineage: Eukaryota; Viridiplantae; Streptophyta; Magnoliopsida; Zingiberales; Musaceae
Product: transcription initiation factor TFIID subunit 14b-like
Exons: 6
Coding region: 215-919 (234 amino acids)
Biological process (GO): regulation of DNA-templated transcription
Source: RefSeq, a predicted model, not a curated record
AGCCCUCGACCCGUCGAUCGUUCUUGUCAACUAUCUUCGCCCAACCCUCUUCCCGAUCUCUCCCUUCCGUCGCCUUUCUCCCUACAAAGACGGUGGUCCGUUCGCGAGGGUUUCCUUCUCGCCCUCCGCACCUUCGUCGUGAAUCAGAGGGUCUCUCUGACGCUUCACGGAGGAGAAAGGCUGAAAUCCGCGGAAGAUCGAGGGAAAACAAAAAAUGACCAGAAGGCUAAAAGAUGUGGAAAUUAGCUUUCCAAUUGUCUAUGGAACUAUAGCAUUUUGGCUUGGUAAAAAGGCAAGCGAGUACAAUUCACACAAAUGGACUGUUUAUGUUCGUGGGGCAACAAAUGAGGAUUUGGGUGUCAUAGUUAAGCGUGCUGUAUUUCAACUGCACCCUAGUUUCAACAAUCCAACUAGGGUUGUAGAAUCAGCACCUUUUGAACUUUCAGAGUCUGGAUGGGGUGAAUUUGAAAUAGCUAUUAGACUCUUCUUCCACAGUGAUGUAUGUGACAAACAACUGGACCUAUAUCACCAGCUAAAAUUGUUUCCUGAGGAUGAAAAUGGACCCCAGUCAAUCAAAAAACCCGUCGUUGUGGAGAUAUAUGAUGAAAUUGUUUUCUCUGAGCCUACAGAAGCGUUGUUUGCACGGGUCCAGAAUCAUCCUGCUGCAAUUGUUCCAAGGCUACCUUCUGGCUUAAACUUGCCACCUCCUGGUCCUGUUAAUAAUAUCAAUGAGAAGAAAAGAGGUGAUACCAAGGACCAUCCACUAAAUCAGUGGUUUAUGAACUUCUCAGAGGCAGACGAGCUAUUGAAACUUGCAGCUGCUCGUCAAUAUGUACAGGGCCACGUAGGAAAGCUCAGGAGACAGUUGAGCAUGAUUGAUGGCCUGCCUCAACUGUCCAAAGCUGCUUUGGGACAAUAGAUCUCUUCCACCAUGCUCUUCAGUGAGGUAGGAACUUUUAGAUGAUAUAAAUGAAUCUAAAUUGUAGGUAAUAGCGACCACUAGAACUCAAUGGCUGCCCUACUACUACUACUACUACUCCCAAAUAGCCUGGUUUUGUAAGAGACCUGGUUUUGUUGUAUACUUGAUGAGUGUAUGGCCUUAACCGAGCUUUCUGUAUAACUCAAACAUGUCUCAAGUACUUGAUUUGC